Messenger RNA from Pseudo-nitzschia multistriata, 1464 nucleotides. NCBI's taxonomy places the organism in Eukaryota, Bacillariophyta, Bacillariophyceae, Bacillariales, Bacillariaceae. The record is from the annotation of a GenBank genome assembly.
CGUAAUUAUGUGACACUAGAGAGCAUACGUACAUUUUGCAAUCGAUGGUCACUGCUCUGUGCAAGUAAAUCUCAAGGUCGAACGGUUUCGAAUCGUAUGGUAAGUCUACAUUUUUUUCUGCACACGAUUUCGAAACUACGUACGAGUACGAAAUACGUACGGUAGUCAUAUCGUACCGCAAAGAUAGUACGUUCUCGUACAGUCGUACGGAGCCAUAGUACAUUGUUUAGGCUAGUAGGUAUCAGGUACGAUAAUCCUACGAGUACCGUACUCGCACAACAACUUUGGACGACCAACAUUCUCGCUAGGUUGUGUGUGACACAAUUUUCACGACAAAAGACCUUCGACAGAUAUCUUAUAGUCCAAUAAGCUGCAAUUGCAUCCUUUUGAAAACAAUUAUUUAACCAUGGCCCUAAGACUUGCUGCCUCCCGAUUUGCAAAAAACGGUGUUCAUUUCGCAACUAGUGCUCGAUCCUUGUCAACUGGAGCUGAUCAUAUGCGAAGCAAAGAGAACUAUGAAGCUGUUCUUGAUAAAUUUGCCGAAAUUAGAGCGUGCGCCGUUUUACGAACCCCUACCAGCGAAAGUUGCCCUAAGGCGAUGCAGGCUGCCAUCGAUGGUGGCUUCAAAAUAGUCGAGUUCACACUAACGACUCCUGAUUGCCUCCAGCAUCUUUCAGACUUCCGUGCCAAGUACGACGGCGAUGUCAUGGUCGGUUGUGGAACCAUUUUGACACCCGAAGAUGCUGCUGACGCCAUGGCGGCGGGAAGCGAGUUUAUUAUCACGCCUGUCAUGCUUCCUGAUGUCAUUGAAUGGUGCAGAGAUCGAAACAUUGUAUGCGUGCCUGGAUGUCAGACUCCUACCGAAAUGGUCAAUGCCUACCGCCAUGGUGCACCGCUCCAGAAACUCUUUCCUGGUGUGGCUGGUGGACCUGGUUGGGUCAAGGCUGUGAGCUCUGCACUGCCAUUCCUCAGUAUUAAUCCAACUUCAGGAGUUGAUUUGGACAAUGCUGGAGAUUAUCUGAAGAUGGGAGCUGCAUCUGUCGGCCUCGUUGCACCUUUGUUCGAUCAAGAGGCAAUUGCUGCUGGUGACUUUGAUCAAAUUGCUCAAAACGCAGAGAAGGUCAUGGCCAAUGUUCGCGAGGCUGGCCCAUACCAACGCAAAUAACUCAGCAAGUUAAUAAGGAAAAAUCGCCACUGUACAAUACAUCAAAGAAUCGAACAUUACAGUUCAUAUUCCUUCGCAAUUUUUGUCGUCAAAGAAUAAUUCCUUGUGCGACGCAUAACUGUUGUUCGUAGAUUCCAUUCAGCGAACUAAUCCCCCUUUCUUAUGAAUAGGGCACAAACAUGAUUCUAUUCUUUAAUGAUACUCCAAACUAACCUGUGUAUGAGCAGUGCAAAAGUUCGUAUGGAUCUGACAGUAUUCGUCACAAAUACUGCAAUGCAUAAUAACAGAAUUGCAGAUGU